CAUGCAGUCGCCGAGUCGCCCAUGGCUCAGCAGUGGCUCCUGGGGCACUUUCCCUUGACCGCCCGACGGCACUGGACACCCAGCUUCGGCCUUGGCCAGUGCCCAAUUGCGUUGAAUGCCAGCAGUGCCAGCGGCUCGGUGCACCGAGGACUCUUGGCUGACCGUGAGGCGCAGAGCGUCUUUCUCCGUGGGGAGGCGGAAAGCUGCGGGGAUCCCUGCUGGGCUCGGCUGGAGGAGACAGCAUCGGAUGGCACGACCGCUUGGUUUCGUGAGACGGCCGCUUUUUUUGAGAGCCUCUCGCAUCUUGAGCAUCCGCACCUGGUUAGAUACCUGGGCGUGUGCCGUGGCCCUGUACGAGAUCUCGCGGGCGUGCUGCUGGAGGGUUCCGGGGAGGAGAAGCUGGUCUCGCUCACGGAGGGCCUCAAGGGCUGGAGCCGGCUCCCAGGGGACUGGGAGGAUGCGGCGGAAGGGCUGCAGGCUGCAGAGGAGGUGACGCAGCAGUUGAUGUCUGCCUUGAUGUACUUACAUAACUCGCCCCUGGGCGCCGUGGUGCACAAUGACCUGAAGAUCGAGAAUCUGUUGGCGCGCCGAGUGCGGGGGCGAAAGGGCUGGCACUGGCAGGUGAAGCUGCUAGACCUGGACCUGGCAUUGCCCCUGGGCAGCCCCUUCCUUUCGCGGGCGGCGCGCAUGGUGCCCGGGUGCUGCUACGAUGACUUCCCCGUGUGGCCAGAGGCGCACCGGGCCCCGGAGUGCGUCUCGUGCCGCGGCUUCGUGGGCACAGCCUCGGAUCUCUUCGCGCUGGGCCAGCUGCUGCUGAGACUGUUGGACUUCGCGCCGUUGCAGCUGAAGGCCUACAGGUUCCCCCACGACGUGCCCCUGGGCGUGCGCCCGGACCGCCUUGGGGGCCGCUGGCUGCCGCGGCAGACGCUGCGCCUGCUGGCGCGGGCGGCGCCCAACUUGGACUCGAACCUCCGCAGGCACCUGAGCCUGGAGAACUCCACCGCGAGGGCUGCGCUUCUGCGCUGGCGGCGCUUGGAGUCAAGGCUGCGGCAGCUGCUGAGCUUCGACCCCGCAGUGCGGCAAGGCGCCGCCCCACGCCUUUCACCGGCCCCGGGUGCGGCGGGUGCGGCGGCUUCGGCGGCUUCGGCACGAGCCGUGCGGCUCGGGGCGGCGGCGCGGCCGGUGGCGGGCAGUGUGCUGCCGGUGCAGAUCCAAGGCGCGCAGGGGCGCUCCGCGGUGGUGCGGCUGGUGCCCUGGGGCCUCGCCUGCCGGGCAGCCUUGGCCUUGGGCCGGGGCUCCUGCGCGCUGAAGCUGCCGCGCCAGGGCUUGGGCUCGGCUUGGCUGCGCUGCGGCGCUGCGGCGCGGCGUCUGUGGGUGCGGGGGAGGCGAAUGAGGGCGGCCCGGGACGUGGCGGGCCGCCAGCGCUGGCGCGGCGUGGUGCGGCUGAGCGGCCAGGUGACGGUGCCGCGGGGCGCGCAGCUCACGGUGCUGCCCCACACCGUGUUGCUCAUGGCUCCGGGAGCGGUGCUGCGGGUGGAGGGCCGCCUGGAGAUGCUGGGCACGGAGGACGCAGUCAUCUCAGUUGCGGCUCUGACCAGCCGGGCGUGGGGGGAGAUCUCCGUCACUGAUGCCACCGCCGUGAUGCAGCACGUGCACAUCACCGGCGGCGGCGGGGGCGGAGACGACUGGGGCCACGGUAACGCGCGGCCCAUGCUGCGGCUUCGGCGCAGCUCGCUGCUGUUGGCGAGCGCCGUGGUGUCCGAUGGGGGGAAGGGCCUCGCAGCGGAGGAAAGCCGCGUGAGCCUCAAGGAUGUGGUCCUGGCUCGCCUGGCGCUGGGCGCGGAGCUCCACGGGUGCUGCCUGGAGGCGCUGCGGUGCCACGUGUCGCAGCUGCCCCGCUGGGGCGCUCAUCGGCCAAAGGUGCAGGAUGAUGACAACGAUGGCUUCUACAUCCGCGAGUCUGCAAGCAGCAGUUGCAGGGGGAUGAGCUACAUCCAGGACUCUGUUUUUGCAGAUGGGGCGGACGAUGCAGUGGACCACUGUGGUGGCCGGCUGCGGCUUUCCCGGCUUUGGGUGCUGGGCUUCUUCCAUGAGGGCGUGGCUGCCUCAGGGCCGUGCCCCCUGCAGGACAAAGAGCCUGAGGAGGCGGCCGUGCUGGUCGAGGACUCCGUCAUCCAGCGGUGUAGCACUGCCGUGGAGGUUGGCUUUGGACGCCCCCACGUGCGGGUGCUUCGCACGUUGGCGCGGCGGUGUAAGUGGGGCUUCCGCUUUGGAGAUGACUACGAUUGGGGUUGCCAGGGCCGCCUGGAGAUACAUGGCAGCCGCGCGGAGGAAUGCCAAGCGAGCUUGGUGGCUGUCAGCUAUGCGCCACUCUACGCGGGCCUGCAAGCUCCAGCGGAGGGGCACCUGAUGGCCAGAUGCUCUUGGCUGCCUGGCCCCUGGCAGGUCGGUUUGCACAGCGGUUUGCAACCAUUCCACGCGCCAUGCAGCUGGGAGCUUCGGCAGCAUCGCUGGGAGCAGGCGCUAGGGCUGCGGCAAUGGCGGCAGCGCUUUCAGGUCGCUGUGGAGGCCAUGCCCGGCACCUGGAAGCUUCACCGGCACAGCGCUGGGGGCAAUUGCAGCUGCGGGCUGCGAUUCUGGGCGCAGGCUGUCGACGCGCCUGGGCUGCCUCAUUUCAUGGCCAAGGCCUACGGCCCCCGCCCGGCCGGGCGCCUCUGUGCGGCCCAGCGCUUCGACGACGAGCGGCUCCACGGCGAGCUGCUGCUGUUCCGCUUGGACUCCACGCUGCGGCUGUUUGCCUCAGUGCCGAGCAUAGGGUGGCGCUGGCGGGAGCACAAGCCGGCCAAGUGGGUGCCACGAUGCGCCCCGGGCUUCAAGGCCGGGCGGCGGAGCGUGGGCUUCUUCGCCGCCGCCGUGCUGGCGGUGCAGGGCGUCCAGGAGCUUUCACACUGGGCUUGGCGCUCGGGAUUGUGGCUGGCAGAGGCGGUCCGGGCCGCAGAGAAUGAGGAUGUGGCCGAUCUCCGCUUUGGAAACCUGGGCGCUUACCUGGUGCUGAACUUCCUGGGCAAUUGCGCCCGCAGCGCCCAUUCCCACCAUGCAGUGGGAAGCCUCCUCAUUGCUGUGGACAAUGACCGUUGCUUCCAAGAUGAUGUCGCCGCACGAGGGGGUUCCCUCGAGCACAGGCAGCGGCUGCAGGUGUGGCGGAGGGCGCUGGCCGGGAGCUGCCGAUGGGUGCAGGACCUCAGCUUCGACACUCUGGGCCCGACGUUGCGGCGCUUUCUGGCGAGGCGGCUCCGGGCCUUCGUGGGGCGCUGGGCGCAGCUGCAGCGCUGGGCCCGGCGCUGCGUUCGCCCUCGAGCGAAAAAGACGCGGCGGGUGAAGCAAGAGGACUCGGAGGUCAUCUUUGUGAGCGCCGUGUUAUCCCUCAGACCUUGGCCCAUGCUGCCGGCGGCACCACUUCUCGCGCCUGGCGCCCUGCCGCCGGCCGCGUGUGCCGCGUUGGCCGUGGAAACGCGGCCGCAGCCAGCGCCGGGGCGUGGAUCGCGGGCGGCGCUGGUGGGCACGCUGGGCGCCGCUGUGAGGGCGGCCGUGCUUUGCCGCGUCCAGCGACUGCGGAAGACGAAGCCGGGAACAGACUGGCAGCAGGACCCCUGGCGGGAGGUGCCCUGGGCGGAGCUGCCGGCGCUGAGCCCGAAGCGGGCCUGGCGGCUGCAGGAGCUGCAGCACGACAUGCAGGAGGCCUACGGAGAGCUGAUCGAGCCCUGGGAGGUUCGCAAAGCCGAGCUCGAGGAGAUCUUCCGGCCCAAUAGGUGCGCCAGCACUUACGGGGAGUUGGACCUGGGCGGCGUGGCCAGGCUCUUGGAGGAGGCGCAGCUGGCCCCCGGCCACCGCUUCGUGGAUGUGGGCAGCGGCCUGGGGAAGCUGGCGGUGGCCGCGGCGGCGCUCUUCGAGGCUGAGAGCUGCGGCAUGGAGAUCAGCCCCUACAGGCACCAGCGGGCUCUGGAAGGCUUGCAGCGCCUGCAAAAAACGAAGGCGCUGUCCACCGGUGAGGCGGCGCGGGUGAUGCUGCUCUGCGGUAGCUGUGGGGACGUGGUUCCCCAGGAGUUAUUGGAAGCCACGCACCUGAUCCUCACCAUGCGGAGGAGUACGACGGCCGUGCGGCAACUCUAUCAAGCCCUGGAGGCCUAUGGGCCAUUGCCCAGUGGCCCGGGGCCUUGGGGCGAAAUGUUCCGGCAUUUAGAGGCGAGCCCGGACGACUGGCAGAGCUGGGAGCCGCUGGUGUACAAGGCCCGGCUUCGCUUCCGCCGGCUCCAAGGGGGCGAUCCGAGGGAGGUGGCGCGGCAUGGAAUCAUGGAGCGCAGCUUCUGCCGUUUGGAAGUGCAGCCGCAGUGCGCCAGCGACACCGAGACUGUGGACUUCUUCCUGGGCGAAGAGAGCGGCUACCCUUCCAAUGAGGAGUGGACGGCAGCCUUCAGUCCUCCGCAGGAGGAGCGGCCUCCUGUUCGGCCGUGGUUCACGGAAGCAGCGCUGCUGCUGCGGCAGAGGGGCGCCAAGGCGGAGGUGGAGGUGGAAGGCCAGGAGUUCUGCGUGCGGUUGGUGGAGUUGCAGCAGGGCUCGCUGCUGGUGCCCGACGGUGUGAUCUUGAGGCGUCUCGGCAGCGGCCAGGGGCCCAAGCCCCAGGAUGGCGCGACGGUGCGGGCCGCCUGGCGAGUUUGGUUCGCUCGCAACGGGGAGCUGGUCAUGGACACAGGCGGCUGGGCCGCCGCUUCCGAGGCCGUGGAGGUCCUGGUGGACGAGGACGAGCUCAUGCCGCCCCUGGAGCUUGGCUUGAAGCAGCUUGAGGCGGGCGCCCGGGCCGUCAUCCGUGUCUCCGAGCGCUGGGGCCUGGGCUCGUUGAUGGCCAGUGGCGGCCCAAUGCUGAGGGGUGCUGCUGUGUGGAUUGAGCUAGCCGUGCACGAGGUCCACAACGAGCCUUCGCCAUCCGAACUGCCGGACGAGAGCUGCCUGGAGUUUGCACGCAAGAAGAAAGCGCAGGGCAACCGCCACCUCUCGACUGCCGGGAUUGCCUCGGCGGGCCGCGCGGCGCGGCGCUACGCCGCGGGCGUGGAGGCGCUCGAGAAGCUGCCAGGCCAAGAGGCCGCCGAGCUGCUGACGCAGCUCCGGCUGAACGGGGCGCUGGCGAACCUGAGGAGGGAGAACUGGACGGAGGCCGUGAGGCUUUGUGAGCAGGUCCUGAAGAAGGGGCCAGAGGUCAAGGCCUUCUUCCGGCGCAGCGCCGCGCUGCAGCAGCUGGGCCGCCUCAAGGAGGCGGCGGAGGACCUGCGCAGCGCGGUCAAACUGUCUGACGAUCCCGCGCUGCGGAAAGAGCUUGCCAAGGUCCAGGCACUGCGGAAGAAGAAGGAAGAGGAGGAGAAGCGCAACUUUGGAGGUGUCUUUGACAAGAUGAAGCAGCAGGAUAAGGACAGGGAGAAGAAGGAGCAGGAGCUGGCAGAAAAGUUGGCCAAGGAGGAAGAGGAGCGUCUGGCUGCGGAGCGCAAGGCUCAGCUGGAGGAGAGGAAGCUCGAGGCCGCCAGAGCAAAGGAGGAGGAGGAGGAGGAGGAGGAGGAGGAGGAGGAGGAGAAGAAGGCGCAAGAUGCCGUCUCCUCCAUGAUGGGGGCGCAGGAGGAGCCGGAGAAGGACUUCCGCAGCGUGAAGCUGGCGGCGGGCCAGGAGGAGAAGGGCAUCACGGCGCUGAUGCCGCCCCCGACUCAGCUGUCGCCGCCGCCCCCCCCGGUGGAGGACUAUCAGGUGCCUUCCUUCUUGCUGAAGAAGCAGAAGAAUGCGCGCACGGAAAAUGUGGCUGUCUGCCAGCCCAGGGUGCUGUGGUCCGUGACGCGGAACCUGAAGAUGCGCAGAGGCAUGAAGUUCACCCGGCGCUUCAUGAUUGACGGCUUCGAGUUGCCCGAGUCGCCGGCGGGGAGAAGGGGAGUCGACUGA
This is a messenger RNA of Effrenium voratum, 5976 nucleotides long. The record is from the annotation of a GenBank genome assembly. NCBI's taxonomy places the organism in Eukaryota, Dinophyceae, Suessiales, Symbiodiniaceae.